Molecule: messenger RNA, 1448 nt
Organism: Helianthus annuus (common sunflower)
Lineage: Eukaryota; Viridiplantae; Streptophyta; Magnoliopsida; Asterales; Asteraceae
Exons: 2
Coding region: 338-670 (110 amino acids)
Source: RefSeq, a predicted model, not a curated record
CUGCCCCUAAUAAAUCUUUUUUAUUGUGCCAUCGUCUUCCACACGCUUCCAGUCCUUCAAUAUCUUCUUCUUCUUCUGCGUACAAAUCUCCAUCAAAUCUCUUAACUCUCACAAUCUCCUUCACUUUUCCCCAAAUCUAAACCCUAACCCUAGGGUUCUGCCAUGACCAGCAACACCGAAGAACGCAAAGACCGUCUCACCUCCGACGACGAAUCGGAAGAACCGUUCAAACGCCACAAGCACCGCCACCACCACCGUCGCCGCCACAACCGUCAUCACAGCCGCAAACACGACUUCUCUGCCGCCGUUGCCGGUUAAUCAGACGGUUGAGUAUGAUAUGGAGGAAGGAGAGAUUGUGGAAGAAGACGGUGGUUGCCCUCAUAACACCAAUACAUGGCGGAUGUCAACGGCAGCAGCAUAUGGAUCCAGUGCACCAGCGGCUCACUCUACACCUUCUCCUUCUACUCUUCAGCCCUCAAAUCCAGUCAAGGCUACAACCAAUCAACCCUGGAUACCAUCUCCGUCUUCAAAGACAUCGGCGGAAACUUCGGUGUUCUUUCUGGUCUCAUCUACACCGCCACUUUCCGACGAACAAGAGGGUUUUCUUGGCUUGAGUGGAGCUAUACUGCUUCAAGUAUAUAAAACAGCUUUCAACGCUGGAGUUUUAUAAAACUCUCCACCCCACUUUCAUCUUAGAAAUCCUAACACCAACCCACCAUCACCGGUCCAUCAUCCAUCUCCGGCACCACCAUAUCCGGCCACCUUUCCACACUCCUUUAACCCUUUCCCCACAACACUUUCGCUAGAAACCCCACUUCCCAACUAAGACUGUUAUCAUCUCCGGUCUUACCGCCAUCUCCAAACGGCUUUCAGAGAGAGAGAGCGAGAACGAGAGACGUCGGGUGGUACGGCACCACCACCGGAAACACCGCCAUCAUCUCCAAUCGCACCACCACCGCUAAUAUGUGUUUAAAAACUGUCUAGGGUUCUCAUUUGAUCACGGUGUACGAUAAAGGAAGUUGAAAUCAGCAUGUCAGCGCCUAAUGAUUAGAUCGUAAAGAGGCCUAAACACAAUCAUGUAUCGUUACUGAUUAAUUAUACAAUUUGAUUUGUUCUAAUUUAUUCAGGUGAUUGUUCGUUUUCUGCUAUAUGAUAUGUGAUCCUGUUGUGUUUUGAUUCCGCUCACAGUACUGGUGUGUGUGACACAGGAUUAUUGUAUAAAAAUCUCACAAUUUUGUGUUUAUGUGAACCUAAAUUUCCUGUUUUUGUGAUCGAAUUACUAUUGUUCAUAGCUAGACAAUUCUAAGUGAUUUGGUUAUGGUUUUCGCCUUUCAUGUAUUGGAUUAUAACAUGCACGGCAAAUGUUUGUGUUCAUGUGCUGGAUAAAAAUCAUACCAAUAAGGCGAGAGCGACUAUGUUAAUUCAAUGGCUGGGGCUUUUAAUUUGUG